UGCUCUUUGGACCCCAGUCCGCCUCAUAUCGAGCAGCAGCAGCGGCGGCAGCGGCGGGACGCUUGCACUCCGGGAAUCGAACCAGCGCAGCAGCAGCAGCAGCAUGGACCGCCGCGGAACUGGGCCCAGGAUAUGAAGUUGCGCGUGUGAGCGGAGUAGAGACAACUGGGCCGUUUUUGUUUUAAUUUAUUAAGCAGCGUUUAAAGGGCGAAAAUGUGUCUCCUUGUUAGUUUGAGUGUGUUUGCUCUGCUUGUCACUGAGAGCGUUGCGGGGCUGCGAGGUCACGGCUUCCUGCAGGACAUUAUACAGUUCUACGGACAGAACCAGUCCAUUUCCACGGAGCACUUGAAAGAUUUGUUGUGGCUGAUAUCAGAGCGCAGGUCGCCGCGCGUGACGGACGACAACCCGCUGGCUGGCCAGGAGUGUCCCUCGGCCGAGGAGAUAUUGACCCACUUUAACUUCAGUAAUGUGAGUCAGCUGACGGUGGAACAUCUGGGGAGGAUCUGUCCCGCUGUGUUGACCCAGGUGCUGCUGCCCUCCUGCCCCCACGUCCCCACCCCCGACCCCCACGAUCCCGCCGACUACAUGGUGUGGGGCUAUGGGUUUGUGGCCGUGACCGUGAUCAACCUGGCUGCCUUCCUGGGCCUCCUGGUCAUCCCCCUGACCAAGAAGUCCUACUUCCCCAAAGUGCUGACCUUCUUCAUCGGCCUGGCCAUCGGCUCGCUCUUCUCCAACGCCGUCCUGCAGCUCAUCCCGGAGGCUAUGGGGCUCCAUCCUGAGGCUGACAACUACGCUGGCAACUCAGCCGCUGUCUUUGGAGGAUUCUACAUACUCUUCUUUGUGGAGCGGGUGUUGAAGAUGCUGCUGAGGGUGGACGACGAGCACUGCCACUUGAGCCCUCCAGAGGUCCAGGACGCGCCUCACCAGAACGGAGAUCUGCUCAUGAUCAAGGACUCCGUCCUUCUCACCUCCGUCAACGCCAUCAGUGCGGAUAAGAGCAACCCCCUGCCCGAGAGCGCCCCCCCAAACAGCCCGCCGCCUCAGGGUGGACGGUUCUCCUGCUGCAAGGGGCCUGACCUCAGCACCAUCAAGACUCUGGCCUGGAUGAUAACCCUCAGUGACGCCGUGCACAACUUCAUCGACGGACUGGCCAUAGGAACGUCCUUCACCGUGUCCGUCUUGGCCGGCUUCAGCACCUCCACUGCUAUUAUUUGCGAGGAGUUUCCUCAUGAACUAGGGGAUUUUAUGAUCCUGUUGAACUCGGGCCUCAGCAUCCCGCAGGUCGUCAUGUUCAACUUGUUGUCGGGGUUCACCUGCUACAUUGGCCUGGUCUUUGGAAUCCUGAUCGGAAGUAACUUUGCUCCCAACCCGAUCUUCGGCAUCGCUGGAGGGAUGUUCCUUUACAUCUCACUCGCAGACAUGUUUCCAGAGCUGGACAACAUAGCCAGAGGAGAAAAGAAGAUGUCUGGCAAAAUCGUCCUCUUCCUGAUCCAGAACGCCGGCAUGCUGACGGGAUUCGUCAUCAUUCUAAUGAUCACGCUGUACGGAGAACAGAUCAGCCUCGAGUAGAGACAGAACCCGCACCAAAAUCCAGUCAUCGGUCGCUGCUGCUUCCGGUGCUGAAUUGUUGGCAAGACAUUCACGUCAUUAUUAAACUGUGGACUUUACUAAUGUGAUGUAAAAUCAUCCGGUGCCAUGCGGAGCUGAAGGCUCAGCUUUUGGCUCUUUUGUUUCCAAAUAACAAAAGAAGAAAAUGAGGAAAUGACUUUCUUGACAAAUAUAUUUCUUGGUAUAAAAAAUGUGCUGCCUUUUCAUUGUGUAAAGGAAGAUGUCGUGCCAUAUGAAUCCGUGAUAUUUGUUUCACCAUUCCCUCCAUACAAUAUUAUUCUGGAGUUUGAGGUGUUUGCAACUGUUUUGUCACGGUGUUCUGACAGGCCGCUGACCUCUUCAGAGAGUCCCAAGCAGCUGGGAUUGGCUCCAGCAACCAAAGACUCCAGCCAGAAAUAAGCAGAAGAGAUGAGGAUGUUAAAAAGAAAAAAACAUUAAAAGCUCGACACAAGUCACUUCAUGGCGAGUCAGUAUGAGUUGCUUUGGUUGAAGAAAUAAAUGCCAAAGAGACACCAUUGAUUUUCAAGUGUUUGUAUGGACGACAGCAACAAAUCUGUGUACAAAAUAUGAUACAACUUCCAAAUGUGAUUUCAACCAUCCAAAUCUGCGGGGAAUAAAUUACAUGUCACAACUGAAA
This is a messenger RNA of Synchiropus splendidus (mandarinfish), 2245 nucleotides long. It is a transcript of the gene slc39a8, whose product is annotated as solute carrier family 39 member 8. Lineage: Eukaryota; Metazoa; Chordata; Actinopteri; Syngnathiformes; Callionymidae. Gene Ontology annotation, biological process: intracellular zinc ion homeostasis; zinc ion import across plasma membrane. Gene Ontology annotation, molecular function: zinc ion transmembrane transporter activity. The transcript is spliced from 8 exons. The coding region runs from base 214 to 1569 and encodes 451 amino acids. Gene Ontology annotation, cellular component: membrane. The record is from RefSeq and is a predicted model, not a curated record.